Molecule: messenger RNA, 2452 nt
Organism: Ceraceosorus guamensis
Lineage: Eukaryota; Fungi; Basidiomycota; Exobasidiomycetes; Ceraceosorales; Ceraceosoraceae
Exons: 11
Coding region: 216-2138 (640 amino acids)
Source: RefSeq, a predicted model, not a curated record
UACUUUUCCUUCUUGCCAUCUCUCUACCACACACGCACUCGUUCCCGCAUCCCCCAACCACCUCUUGAUCUGUCUGCUCCGCGCUCUUUGCACGCGACUCCUCGUCUUGAACCUUUUUGCAGGCUCACUUGUUCAGACGCCCGGACCCCUUUGUAUCUUGAGCGCGAUUUCCCUUUCUCUUGCCUUUUCGUACAACUUGUCAAAUCGCUGGAAUCAUGAGCAAAGUGACUGAGAUUGGCAUGGCCGAGGUGCCGCUCCUCGAGGGCUAUGUCGGCAACCUCACCACUGAGCAGGAGGAUGCUCUCAAGGAGAUGUGGCUCAACUUUUUCAAGACCUGCGCAUCUGCCAAGGGCUCUGCUUCGGGCGACAAGCCUGCCGAUGGCGAAGCUCAGGACGCCAACUGGGACGAAGCUUCCGGUGAUCCCAAGAAAGCUGGUAUCCCCAAGGGUGACGCAGCCAAGGAGGAGGCCACCAAGAAGGAGGAAGAGGCUGCUAUGAACGAGCUCCUCACCAAGUACGGCUCCGAGGCUCUGCGCGAGACUUUCUGGAAGUUUGUCAAGAUCGACAACCCAGACACUGCCAUGCUGCGUUUCUUGCGUGCCCGAAAGUGGGACGUAAGCCGCGCAACUGCCAUGCUUGCAGGCUGCCUCAAGUGGCGUCUCGACAACGCCAUUGAGGAAUACGCCGAGAAUGGAGACCUUGGAAACGGCGCCAAGAUCGACAAGUAUCUUGAACAGCACAGAUCUGGCAAGACGUACGCUGUUGGAACUGCGAGCAACGAGAUGCCCAUCGCUCUGAUCAAUGUGGCGAAGCACUCCAUCGUCGGACAGCCCGGUGCUACGCUGCAGCGCUUUGUUAGCAGCACCAUGGAAAUCUGGCGUCUCCUUCUCAUCCCGCCCAACGACAAGGUCGUUCUGAUCUUUAACAUGACAAACUUUGGUCUCAAGAACAUGGACUGGAACUGCAUCCUUUACAUUGUCAAGUGCUUGCAGUCGUACUACCCCGAGUCUCUGGGCAUUGUCUACGUUCACAAUGCGCCCUGGAUCUUCUGGGGUAUCUGGAAGAUCUUGGGUCCCCUCCUCGACCCCGUUGUGCGCGCCAAAGUCGCCUUUACCUCCAAGCCCGAGGAGCUCGAGAAGCACAUUCCCAAGGAGCGUCUCCUCGAAGAGUUCGGUGGCACAAUGAAGAACGUGUACACUUUCCCCGAGCCAGUCGAGGGCGAGAACGACAACCUCAAGAACGAGUCCAAGCGCAAGGAGACCUGGGGUACCUACAUCGGACUGGCCGACGAGUACGAAAAGGCUACGACUACCUGGGCCAAGGGUGACAAGGAUGAGAAGCUUGUUGAGAAGAGAAAGCUCCUCGUCAAGCAGCUCCGCGUUGCUCAGUACGAGCAGGAGCCUUACUACCGAGGAAAGGGUGUUCCUCACAGAGACGGCACUCUGGACGGCCAAGGUAUCGUCACCUGGGAGUACCCUCAAAAGGACGGCUCGACGCUCCGCCACAUUGUUGGCCGACAACAAUGUGUUGCCACUCUCAAGCGCGAGAUCAAGGAGAUGCAAGAGGGCAAGUCCGCUGCAGAUGUUGAGGCCAAGACUGCCAAGGCUGUUAACGACAGCGACUGGGUCACUCUGUACGGCGACGAGCAGACUGCGCGCCGUAUCGAGGGUGAGCGUCUUGACGGCAAGGUCCCUCCUCCUGGAACCAAGUCUGUCGCUCCUCACCAGGCUGGCAGCGUGGACGCUGUCCUCGGCGCAGCGCCUCAGGGCGCUCCCGCGACAGGAGCGGCCGACGCCGCUCCCGCCGCGCCUGCUGCUGCAGCAGAAGCAGCCGCGGAGCCCUCUGAGAACUUCAAAGAUGCUCCUCAGGCCGACGCCGCUGCGACCGAGAAGGCUGUCAACGGCGACAAGCCCGCAGCUGCCGUGGAGCAAAGUCAAGCGUCCGAGCCCACCGCUACUACUCCUGCUGCACCCAACGGCGCUGCUCCCAACGGCGCCACCGCGGAUUCGGCGCCAAAGACAAACGGCACCAGCGUCAAGGCGAAGGUUGAAGAGAAGAGCGAUUACGCCAAGGAGGACCUAAAGAACAAGGGCGAGACCCUCGGCCGUCGUUUCUCCAAGCUCAUGGGCCGCAAGUGAUUCUGGACUUGAUCGUCUCGCAUGUUUCGUGGAGUAGACACCUUUGGAGGAUGCCUCUUCAUACGUCUCGUAUAUUGAUCCGCAGCUCUCACUUCUUUUCCUUCUUGUAACCCCGAGUGCGCAUAGGAGCGCGCCCUUUGCAGUGAUACCCUCGUCUCUUGCCCUUAUCUCUAGACAAGCGCUUUUGCGCACAAGGCAAGAGCACGACCUGCGUAGCUGGUGCUUCUUGAGUCCAUACUGCUCCUUCGUCAGCACUUUCGCCGCCCUUCACUUUUGUCUCUUAUCGAAAUGGAAUACAGAUCUAUAUUGCUCAG